Messenger RNA from Zymoseptoria tritici IPO323, 585 nucleotides. RefSeq lists its product as uncharacterized. The transcript is spliced from 2 exons. The record is from RefSeq and is a predicted model, not a curated record. NCBI's taxonomy places the organism in Eukaryota, Fungi, Ascomycota, Dothideomycetes, Mycosphaerellales, Mycosphaerellaceae. The coding region runs from base 1 to 585 and encodes 194 amino acids.
AUGGCAGAGGCUACCGUAAUUGAUGGAGUUGAGUCCAACGGAUGGAUUUUCCAGGCGAGGCCGCAGGACACCUAUAGUCCCUACAAGAAGCUCUCCGGCGAGCAGGAGAAGCAUGGCGUCCUUGAGAACAUCUUAUGUAUGACUGUCGAAUUCGGAUCAGGUCCUCGACAUGCUUCCCCUCGCUGCACACAAGCGGAGCCUCGAUGUAUCACGCACUUCAUUCGCGCCGCCAGCUCCCCCGUGACCCAUAGCGGCCUCAACGGCUCUGAGAUCCUCGUGCGCCUCGGCGAACCAGCGGUGGGUAUGCCUGCCGUGUGGCUCACCGUCGAGCUCCUCCGCAUCAUAUACGCCCUCAAUCCUCGGCGAAUCAACAUUCUCCUGGCAUUCGACUUCCUGGUGAGCGUGAUCAGGCUGCGGCGCAUCCUGCAUCUUGUACGGGCGUUACAGUCCAGUCAUCACCUCCCAACACGCGGCGACACCGACCCGGAAGAGCAGUUUCACCCGGCCUUGAAGACCUACUGCAACAAAAGCCCGAGAUACGCCAAUUGGCUGAAAUGCAUCCAAAGCAUUCGAGCAGAAGCUUAG